This is a messenger RNA of Triplophysa rosa, 1548 nucleotides long. It is a transcript of the gene igldcp, whose product is annotated as galectin 17. Gene Ontology annotation, cellular component: external side of plasma membrane. The record is from RefSeq and is a predicted model, not a curated record. NCBI's taxonomy places the organism in Eukaryota, Metazoa, Chordata, Actinopteri, Cypriniformes, Nemacheilidae. The transcript has 6 exons. Gene Ontology annotation, biological process: positive regulation of T cell proliferation; negative regulation of T cell proliferation; T cell costimulation. Bases 81 to 878 code for a protein of 265 amino acids.
UAGAUAAAGCCAUGCCUCCUCAAGCUGUUUACAGUCUCAUUUAACCUCUCUGACUGACACAAGCAGCCGACACAAAUGUCAUGGACAGACAGUACUGGCUCUCAGUCUAUCUUUUGCAAUGGCUUGUGAUUUGUGUCGGCUCCUCUCCCCUCUCAUUGGUUAUCCACACAUCAUCUAAAGUGGGUCUCCCGGCUGUCCUGCCAUGCACCGUGACAUCACAGCUGGAGCGCGCUCAAACACCCCACAUCCAAUGGCAGACCGUCCAGGACUCAGUGUUUGAGAGGAUGGGAGAGGAGCUGUUUCAGGGAGAUGCUUAUAGGGAGCGUGCCGAUGUCCCGGAGGCGAUGCUCUUGAUGGGAAACUGCUCUCUCUUCCUGCAGGACGUCCGAUUCAGCGACACAGGAAUUUAUGAGAGUUAUCUGGUGGUCGGUGAAUCGAGUAUCCAGAAUCGAAUAUUUAUUCAGAGCGUCCAACUCACGGUUGUUGAUCACAAGAGCAUCAAGUCCGUGGAGGUUGGAGGAGACCUGAUCCUGGACCUGUACACACAUCAAGCACAGCUGGUGAUUUUUCAGGACAGAAAUGGCACAUCGUGGACAGUCGUGUGGGAUAGAGACGGAGGCAAAAACAACAUGGGUCAUCUACAUAACAACAGGCUGAUUUUCAGGAGCGUUACGGCCCGCAGCGCCGGCAUGUAUAAAGUGAUGGACUCACAGGGAUUGGCACUCAGUACAGUCAAGGUGUCAGUCACAGAACGUGUGAUACCCAGAGAACCAUUAGUUUUGGAAAGUAAAGCAGCAUUAGGUAAAGGUACAAUGAGUAUUCCUUUUCAAAAGAUCAUUAUUCUUUUCGUUGCAUUUCUGGUCCUGCUACUGAAUUGAGCGGUUGAAGUUUUACUUUUGUUGUGUACUAAUGCAAUCGUUUUCUGCCGUGGUAUCUAUUUAUCUCACAACUCACAAAAAGUAACUGUGAAUCUGUAUAGUUUAAAGUGGGUGUUUCGAUGUAUGCUGUUUGAUGAAACUCUGUAGCCUAGCUGUAUUUAAGAAUGAUUGUAAGAUUGCAUGUGUAUCUUAUUUACUGAUCACCAAAUAUCAACAAUACAAAUUUGUGUUUUUCAUUAUUAGGAUACAGAAAAAUAAUAUUGUAUUAUUACACAAAACCAUUUGUUUCUGUACAUGUUUUCAACAAACUAAGUACUUCUCUUACAGAAUUGACUAAUGGAUGAUAUCCAGUCAAAAAUAAACUACAUCAAGAUACAUUUUGUUUUGCAUGCUCAGAUUUACCGAGAUGUAACGGUUUUGUUACAUUGUUUCAUUUAAAAAAAGUGUUUCAUUUUAAAGCAAUAGUUCACAUUCAAAAUGAAAAUUCUGUCAUUAUUUACACGCCCUCUUGUCAUUUCAAACCUGUAUGACUUUUGAUUUUUUGUCGGUAACAGAAAACCGGUGGUCCCCAUUGACUUGCACUGGUGUCCAUACAAUAGAAGUCAAUAGGGAUCAAUGGUUUUCGGUUGCAAACAUUUUUCAAAAUAUCUUAUUGAAAAAAAUGAAAAUC